CAAAAUACAGGCGACAGUUUACUGUUUCGCGAAGGGAACUCGUCGAUUCCGUAUUUAUUUUCCAUUUCACGAGAGAAAACUACCGAAGAACCCGCGAAUCUAGCUGCGAACCGUGAUGGCUGCUGUAACCGAGUGUUUUAGCAUUGGAAGCAUAGUCGCGUGCACGACAUGUUUCAACCAGGAGAUUGUCGGCGAGGUCAUGGCGUUCGAUCAACAGACAAAAAUGUUGAUUUUGAAGUGCGACACGACAGAAGACUCAAAGCUCAAGGAUGUCUAUUUUGUGAAUCUGGAUUUCUGUUCGAACGUUCAUGUUCAAGUUGAAGCACAAUUACCGCCUGAUAUGCCGCCGUCUCUGAAUCUGCAACGGUUGAGUACCCGAGUUCGCAACAAAGUCGAGGAAAAAAAGCGAUUAGUGUCAGCAUUGACUGCUGGAGUCAGUCCCGAAGGUCAACAACUCUAUUUGGCCAUUACAAAACUUGUGGAUCAAGUAACAUGGGAAGGUCCUAAUAUAGUCAUAAAUCAGGAUGUUUUCAUUACGCCUCCUUAUACGGUAGAUAACGUCAUUGGCAAACCCGGCUCAAGAGAACGACAAAUUACUUACAUUAAAAAACUCGUCGAAAGAUCAACAAGGAAAGAAAAUUCUGCAUCGCCACCCCUAACAGCAACCAAUAAUGUCGGCAAAAAAUCAUUUUAGUGAGAGUACCUAUAGCAUGUAAAAAAAUUAAAAUAAAAAAAAACAAAAAAAA
Molecule: messenger RNA, 746 nt
Organism: Culicoides brevitarsis
Lineage: Eukaryota; Metazoa; Arthropoda; Insecta; Diptera; Ceratopogonidae
Product: LSM12 homolog A-like
Exons: 6
Coding region: 116-694 (192 amino acids)
Source: RefSeq, a predicted model, not a curated record